Molecule: messenger RNA, 1206 nt
Organism: Striga hermonthica
Lineage: Eukaryota; Viridiplantae; Streptophyta; Magnoliopsida; Lamiales; Orobanchaceae
Source: the annotation of a GenBank genome assembly
AUGGACGCUACGACUUCGUCGGGCCUCCGGCCGCCACAGGCAAAGAAGCGGCGGCGUACCGCCCCAACUGCCGUGAACGCUCUAGGAAAUGAUGUUCUGUGCAUGAUUUUCGCUUUUCUCGACCUCAUCCACCUUAUUCGAUGCUCUGCUGUCUGCAAAUCAUGGAGAACAGUGAUUAAUAAACUGAAGCUACUGCAAAUACAAUAUCACAAUCAACACCCAACAAGUUCUGGUGGCGGCAAUGAUUUGCCUAGAUUUUCAGAAAGAUCGAUAAAUAUACAGAUGGAGCAGUUAGCCAUGGAUCGGCAAAGGUCGUCUUUGCAAGAAGGUGAAAUUGAUAUUUCUCAAUGGAAAGCUCACGCGGUAGGGUUUAACAAGUGCAGGAUGAAGAUGGGGUUGAUUCUUUCUGGUGGGGGAGAUAAGGUAAUGCGUCUCUGGUCUGCCGAGAGUUGUAAAAGACUGGAUGAAUAUUUUCUACCCGAUAAAGCUCCACUAAUUGAUUUUGAUUUUGAUGAGGGAAAGGUUGUUGGUCUUUUGGGGACUCGUAUAUGUAUAUGGAGGCGCAUUGGUAAGAGAGAGAUAAUUUCAUCACUCGAGGGCUUGUUUACUAGGGGAAUGUGCUUGAGUUACGUGGACCCGCUUGCAGUGGUUGGGUGUGAAGAUGGGAAAGUCCGUGUAUUUGAUAUGUACAGCAGAAAGAUUUCGCAGAUAAUCAAGAUGCAUCCUGGGGCAGUAUCAUGUUUAUCUUUCACAGACGAGCAAUUGAUUGUCAGUGGUUCAUCUCAUGGUACUAUUUCAAUAUCAGAUCUUUCAUCCGAUCAGCGGGUCAUCACCUUGGACACAACCAGUUCUGCAGGCAUAAAAACUUUAUGUGUGAACCCAAGCUCGUAUAAACUGUUUGCUGGAUCAAGUACAGGCCAUGCAUCUUGUUGGGACCUAAGAACAUCAAGAAGACUAUGGGAAACACGAGCAAGCCCCAAUGUGCUUCACUCCAUGCAUCACUUGGCGAAUGAUAAAUCAACAUUGGUUGUUGGUGGAAUAGACGGCGUUUUAAGAGUCAUCGACCAAGACAGUGGAAAUAUACAGUCUCGGUGCAUCGUGUCAGAAAAUAGCAACAUGGCUAAACGUGUAGUGAAAGUCGUUACCGCGCACGGGGACAAAAACAUUCGAGUGUGGAAGUUUGACUGUGAAAAUGACAAGGGGUGA